CCUAAAAGUCAGUUCAUUCUCUCUUUUAAUUUUCCUUUCUUUCCACAUAAAGCCUGAAGGAAUAGAGAAAGAAGCAACAUUCAACUCCCUGCUUUGCCCAUCAGGUGCUGAGGUGCCUGAUCAAGUAUCUCUGAAGCUGCCACCAAAUGUGGUAGAAGACUCUGCCCGAGCCUCCUUCUCAGUUUUGGGAGACAUAUUAGCCUCUGCCAUGAGAAACACACAAAAUCUCCUAAAAAUGCCCUAUGGCUGUGGAGAACAGAAUAUGGUCCUCUUCACUCCUAAUAUCUAUGUUCUGAAUUAUCUAAAUGAAACACAGCAACUGACUCCAGAGGUCAAGUCCAAGGCCAUUGGCUUCCUCAAUACUGGUUACCAGAGACAGCUGAACUACAAGCACUCUGAUGGCUCCUAUAGUACGUUUGGGGAGACAUAUGGCAGGAGCACAGGCAAUACCUGGCUCACCGCCUUUGUACUGAAGACUUUUGCUCAGGCUCGACGGUACAUCUUCAUCGAUGAAGCACACAUUAAUCAAGCCCUCACCUGGCUCUCCCAAAAACAGAAGGACAAUGGCUGUUUCAGAAGUUCUGGAUCACUGCUCAACAAUGCCAUUAAGGGUGGAGUAGAAGAUGAAGAGACCCUCUCUGCGUAUAUCACCAUUGCCCUUCUGGAGAUUCCUCUUCCCAUCACUCACCCUGUUGUCCGUAAUGCCAUGUUCUGCCUGGAGUCAGCCUGGAAGUCAGCAAAGGAAGGACGCCAUGGAAGCCAUGUCUACACCAAGGCACUGUUGGCCUAUGCUUUUGCUCUGGCAGGUAACCAGGAAAAGAAGAAUGAAGUACUCACGUCACUUAAUGAGGAAGCAGUGAAGGAAGAUAAUUCUGUUCACUGGACACGACCUCAGAAACCCAAGGCACCACUGGAACAUUUUUACCAACCCCAGGCUCCCUCUGCUGAGGUGGAGAUGACAUCCUAUGUGCUCCUGGCUCACCUCAUGGCCCAGCCUGCCCCAACCUCAGAGGAGCUGACUUCCGCAUCACACAUUGUGAAGUGGAUCACAAAGCAACAGAAUUCUCAAGGGGGCUUCUCUUCCACCCAGGACACAGUGGUGGCUCUCCAUGCUUUGUCCAAAUAUGGAGCAGCUACUUUCACCAGGACUGGGAAGGCUGUACAGGUGACCAUUCAAUCUUCAGGGACAUUUUCCACAAAUUUCCAAGUGGACAACGACAACCGCUUGUUACUGCAGCAGAUUUCAUUGCCAAAGGUGCCUGGAGAUUACAGCAUGACAGCAACAGGAAAAGGGUGUGUCUACCUCCAGACAUCCUUGAAAUAUAAUAUUCUCCCCCAAAAAGAAGAGUUCCCAUUUGCUUUGGGGGUACAGACUCUGCCCCAAACUUGUGAAGGACCCAAAGCCCACACCACCUUCCAAGUCUCACUGAAUGUCAGUUACACUGGGAACCGUCCUGCCUCCAACAUGGCGAUUGUUGAUGUGAAGAUGGUAUCUGGCUUCAUUCCCCUGAAACCAACUGUGAAAAUGCUUGAAAGAUCUGAUGAUGUGAGCCGAACAGAAGUCAGCAACAACCAUGUUUUGAUUUACCUAGAUAAGGUGACAAAUCAGAUUCUGAGCUUGUCCUUCACUGUUCUCCAAGAUAUCCCAGUAAGAGAUCUCAAACCAGCCAUAGUGAAAGUCUACGAUUACUAUGAGACGGAUGAGUUUGCAAUUGCUGAGUACAGUGCUCCUUGCAGCAAAGAUCAGGGAAAUGAGUGAAGACUACGUCAAUGAAAAUGGCUUUGCUGGAGUUCCUGUUCCACAAAGUCGGGUCUCCAUGGAAGAAAAUAGUUUUUGUAACUCUGAAGCUUAAUGAAUACACCUUUUUUUCUAGUCAAUCUUUAUCAUGGUAUCUGUAGUCAUUCCAUAAACAUUUAUUACAUUUCCAUAUAAAAUAAAAUUCAUGAAAUAAAAAUUUAUAGCAAU
This is a messenger RNA of Myotis myotis, 1966 nucleotides long. RefSeq names its product alpha-2-macroglobulin-like. The transcript is spliced from 15 exons. Gene Ontology annotation, cellular component: extracellular region. The record is from RefSeq and is a predicted model, not a curated record. Lineage: Eukaryota; Metazoa; Chordata; Mammalia; Chiroptera; Vespertilionidae. Bases 209 to 1759 code for a protein of 516 amino acids.